GGAGCCGUGCGCGCUCGGGUUUCGGCGGGGAAAGCUUAGGCGCGGGGCCCAGCCCGGAGACUUCCGGUUCCUCCUGGGUGCCGGGCCGCGGUCGCCAUGGAGGAACCCGAGAUGCAGCUCAAGGGGAAGAAAGUGACGGACAAGUUCACCGAGAGCGUCUAUGUCCUGGCCAACGAGCCCUCCGUGGCGCUGUACCGGCUGCAGGAGCACGUGCGCCGCUCCCUGCCCGAGCUGGCCCAGCACAAGGCCGACAUGCAGCGCUGGGAGGAGCAGAGCCAGGGCGCCGUCUACACCGUGGAGUACGCCUGCAGCGCCGUGAAGAACCUGGUGGACAGCAGCGUCUACUUCCACAGCGUCGAGGGGCUGCUCAAGCAGGCCAUCAACAUCCGAGACCACAUGAACGCUGCCUCCCAGGGCCACAGGUAGCACCGGCGCCGCCCGCCCGGCCAGCUCCACGGCGUCCCGCCCCGGAGACCUCGCCUUCCUCGUCACAGGGCGGCUGGUGGCUUCCGCCUGUCCUUUGGCAUCGGCGCUGCGCAGAGCCCAAGUCCUGCCGUGUGCCAGCUUCAGAGCUGGGGCCACAGCGGUGACCAGGACAGGAAGGUACACGGGGACGCAGCAGCCGAGGGACCCGGAGCACUCCAGCCUGGCUGCCAGGGAGCAGGGGACACCCGAACACCAGCGGCGUGGCCUGGCCGACACACACGUGACCGCGUCGUGCUGGGGCAGCGCAGGUGCAGAGGCCACAGCACGGGCGUGGGGGCGACGCAGCCGGGCGAGUGCCUGCGGAGAGCCGGGGUCGGGGAGGGGGUGGGGCCCUGCGCGGAGAUGCCGGAGCCCAGGCCCACAGCCUUUGCUGUCUUCGUUAUAACUUUAUUUUGGGUUUUUCGAGACCCAGUCUUGCAGUGUAGUUCAGGCUGGUCUUGAGCUCACGGCAAUCCUCCUGCCUCAGCUUCCCGAGUGCUGGAAUGACAGACGUGUACCACCACACCCACCCUCAUUAUCAUUAAAUAAAUGCACAUCUGAGCACACA
Molecule: messenger RNA, 1033 nt
Organism: Chinchilla lanigera (long-tailed chinchilla)
Lineage: Eukaryota; Metazoa; Chordata; Mammalia; Rodentia; Chinchillidae
Gene: Borcs8
Product: BLOC-1 related complex subunit 8
Exons: 4
Coding region: 97-426 (109 amino acids)
Cellular component (GO): BORC complex
Source: RefSeq, a predicted model, not a curated record